AUGGCGCUGGCACUGCACUCGCAGGAUGCUGAGGGGAAAGCCGCACCUCUGGUGUACGCUGUCCCUGCUGCGGGGGUGGAGACAUGGCCUGGGCCCGGCCCCUGCCUCGCUCUGACCGUCUUCUCUCCUCCCUGCAGCUCCAUGUCCACCCCCUGGCCGGGCUGCUCCCUCGGAAGCCAUGCGUGGAUACUUAUAGCCAUGUUCCAGCUCGCCGUGGAUUUCCCCGCCUGCGAGUCCCUGGGCCCCGGCCCCGAGUUCCGGCUCCUGCCGCGCCCGUCGCCCCGGCCGCCCCGGUUGUGGAGUUUUAAGAGUGGACAGCCAGCGCGGGCCCCGGCCCCCGUGUGGAGCCCCCGGCCGCCCCGAGUGGAGCGGAUUCACGGGCAGAUGCAGACUCCGAGGGCCAAGCGGGCCCACAGGCCCAGGGACCAGGUGGCCGCGCUGGUGCCCAAAGCGGGGCUCUCCAAGCCCCCAGCUGCAGCCAAAUCCAGCCCCUCCCUGGCCUCCCCCUCCUCGUCCUCGCCCCCCGUGGCCGGUGGGGCCACGGAACAGCAGGCCCUGCUGAGGAGGGGGAGGAGGCACCUGCAGGGGGACGGUCUCGGCGGCUUCGACUUCAGAGGCGGCCGGCCCACGACGGAGGCCGAGUUCAUCGCCUGGGGGCCCACGGGGGACGAGGAGGGCCUGGAGUCCAACACCUUUCCGGGCGUUUACGGCCCCACCACGGUCUCCGUCUUACAGACGCGGAAGACAACCGUGGCCGCCACCACCACCACCACCACGGCCACCCCAACGACGCUGCAGACUAAGGGGCUCACCGAGUCCCUGGACCCCCGGAGAAGGAUCCCGGUCGGGGCUAGCACAACAGAGCCUUCCACCAGUCCCAGCGGCGAUGGGCAGAGCGUCAAGCCCCCCCGGAUCCUGGGGGAGACCUCAGGUACGGCCACCUCUUUUCUGGUGGGAGUCUGCUUGGGGUUGGGGGCGGGGGGCCUGGCUGGGGGAUGCCGAGAUGCUCCGGGGGCGACACUGCAUAUGGAAGCUCGGAGCGAGGCGGGCGUUAUGUGUGCGUGGACUUGCACGUGCAUGCGUGCGUUGUGCUGGCAAGCACAGGCUGUGCCCGGGGCAGGGAGAGCUUCCCUUGGCGUCCACGUAGAAGUGGCGGGCGCUGUACCCACCACUGGGGACCGGCCGAGCCCCCCGGGCACAGGGCUACGUCUUCCAGCGCUGCAGAACAUCGCCUGCCGGGGCGGCCCAGGAGCAAGAUGUGGGCAGGUCUCAUGGUGGAGAUGA
This is a messenger RNA of Microcebus murinus (gray mouse lemur), 1284 nucleotides long. The record is from RefSeq and is a predicted model, not a curated record. Lineage: Eukaryota; Metazoa; Chordata; Mammalia; Primates; Cheirogaleidae.